Gymnogyps californianus (California condor) is the source of this 732-nucleotide messenger RNA. RefSeq names its product neurogenin 2 (gene NEUROG2). The record is from RefSeq and is a predicted model, not a curated record. Gene Ontology annotation, molecular function: protein dimerization activity. The transcript has a single exon. Lineage: Eukaryota; Metazoa; Chordata; Aves; Accipitriformes; Cathartidae. The coding region runs from base 1 to 732 and encodes 243 amino acids.
AUGCUGGUGAAGGCGGAGGGCCUGGCGCCGCCGGCCGAGGACGAGCUGCUGCUGCUGGGCCUGGCCUCGCCCGCCCCUUCGCCCUCGCUGCCGUCCAGCGCCGAGGAGGAGGAGGAGGAGGAGGAAGAGGAGGAGGAGGAGCUGCGAGACGCCUCGCCGGCGCGGCCCGUCGAGGCGCCGGGCGCCCGGGGGUUACGGCGGCCGGAGGGGAAGCGGCGGCCGGGACGGUCCCGCGGCAACCCGCGGACGGCUCGGACGGCGGAGACGGCGCAGCGCAUCAAGCGGAGCCGGCGGCUGAAGGCCAACAACCGGGAGCGCAACCGCAUGCACAACCUGAACGCGGCGCUGGACGCCCUCCGCGACGUGCUGCCCACCUUCCCCGAGGACGCCAAGCUCACCAAGAUCGAGACGCUCCGCUUCGCUCACAACUACAUCUGGGCGCUCACCGAGACCCUGCGGCUGGCCGGGGCGGCGCGGCUCGGCCCCGAGGCGGCGGCGGCGGCGGCGGCGGCGGGGGGGGGCACCGCCGAGGGCAGCCCCUCUCCCGCUUCCUCUUGGAGCGGCGGCGCCGCCAGCCCCGCGCCCUCCGCCUCCCCUUACGCCUGCACUUUAUCGCCCGCCAGCCCCACCGGCUCCGCCUCGGACGCCGAGCACUGGCCGCCCCCGCCGGGUCGUUUCGUCCCGCCGCCUCCUCAAGCCCCGCUGCCGCCGCUUUCCCGCCGUUGCCUCUAG